Molecule: messenger RNA, 1209 nt
Organism: Diabrotica virgifera virgifera (western corn rootworm)
Lineage: Eukaryota; Metazoa; Arthropoda; Insecta; Coleoptera; Chrysomelidae
Exons: 8
Coding region: 20-1177 (385 amino acids)
Source: RefSeq, a predicted model, not a curated record
GUUUUUUAGUUAUUGAAAAAUGUCAUACACCGUAGUGCGAUUCCUAGAGGAAAACGAAGAGGAGGAAAUAAUAUCUGAGGUUCCUUCCUCUUGGAUAGAAAGUAAAUAUUGUUGGUGGCCUUCCUCAAAAAAUGUUAGCAUAUUAAUAAGCAAGGGGGCAUGUCCAGAUAAAAAUAAAUGGAAAAAAUAUCCUGUGGCUGUAUUAGGUGUUGUUGAUGAUUAUCAGAAAGCCAGAUGGAAAGCAGAUCAUAUUGAAUCUGAUGACACUUCUUCAUCAGAAAAAGGGAGAGGGAAACGCAAAAAGAAGAUCAAGCAUAUUGAAGAAAAUGGUGAUUCCACAUCAGAUUAUGAUGACAUUAAAGAAAAAGUCUUGUCCAAGUUGCCAGAAUAUCCCAGUAAUGAAAGUACUAAAUCAGAAAUAAUCUUGGAAGAGGAAUCAGAUAAUGAUGAGAAUGUGGGGUCUAAUCAGGAUGUGGAUAAUGAUGAUGAGCAAUGGGAUAAUCGUGAUAAGCAUUCAGAAAAUGGGAACUCCAUUCAAUUGCUUACUGAUAUACAGAGGGAAUGGGAAGAAAAUGGUGUGAUACAGGACAAUACAAUACAAGCAGAAGAUAAAUUAGACAUGACCAUUAUUAAUGUGUCAACAGAUCAGCUUAUCAAAGAUCUAGAGAAACAUGUUAAAGAUGAAUUUGCCAAGAUAAAUAGGAUUUUAGCAAAAAUCCUUUUGGAACUUCAGUCCAUGAAUACUGGCACUGUUGGGGUCACUACCAUUGAUUUGAAUGGAGAUGAUGAGUUUCAGGAAAUUGUGUCACAAUUUCCUAUCACUAAUGUGGAUAUCCUCAAUGAUGUUAAUGAGAGAGUGGAGAGGGACCAGCAGUGCUAUAAAAAAGUAGUCCUAUUUUUGAAAACCAUUGGAGGGAUAACCCUGAAGGAGAAAAUUUGCAGGAUAUUAAAAAGGGUGUUCUCCAAUCAAUUAAUUGCCCAAGCCAGCUGGCUGGGGCACAGUCGUGGCGAAAAAAAAAAUUUCAAGCUUAGCAACCUAAAAUUGAUUUCUGCCAUUAAAGAUGCUGUACAUACUGAUGAAGGGUAUACUGAAAAAAUAUUUGAAACCGUUGCAGCGGAUUGGACCCGUCAGGGAAAACAGCGCCACACCAGGGAGAGACAGAAUAAAGUGACUUAAUUUUUAUUAACAUUUUAUUAUAAUAUAAUAAA